AUGGGGAGCUACUUCUCAUCCUCAGCUCUUCCCAAAAGGCCGGAGAGCGCAAAUGUGGCCACAGAGACAGAGUGGGGCUGCCCCAUCUGCUGCGGUGCUCAAGAUGAUGUUGCUUAUGUGAUGCCCUGUUUCCACCAAUUUUGCGUGAGCUGCAUCGUGCGGUGGAUGCAGGAGACACCAGUGUGCCCACUCUGCAGAAGACCGAUACAGAGUGCCAGGUUUUCUGUGCUGGGAGAAGACGACUAUCUAGAAUGGGUCGCCACAGACCCUGAAGACUCACCAGAUGCCAGCAGCCAGUCAGGAAAUACCUCUGGCCACCUGGCUGAAAACAGCCCCCAUCGCCCUGUGGUGUCCCCUCCAUCCUCUCCGCAGGGGAUACUGUCACCAGCUGAGCAGGGGGCUGCAGGGCCUGAGGCCGUGGGUGGCCUCCUCCUCGAGGUCUGGGCAGCACUUUUCCAACGACAACAGUGUCUCCUCGAUCCCGUGCUGCCCUGGCUGCACCAGGAGCUGGAGGCAAUAUAUGGGGCCCAGUGGUGGCUGGCAAAGAGAGUGGAGAGCAUCAUCCUGCACGCCCUCUGCCUCUACGGUCCAGAUGGGGAGGUCAUGGUCCAGACGCUGCAGCCUGUGCUUGACGAAUACGCAGCACCACUGGUCCAUGGCCUCAUCGAUGUCAUCAUGCACCGGUGCAGCGAGGAGGCCUGGAGGCUGCAGCGAUCCCAUGCUACCAGGGAGGAGGAGAACAGCCCUGCGGCCAGCUCCAGCCACACCAGCCCCAGCCACACCAGCUCCCAGGAGAGGACUACCACCCCAGAAACAGCCUCCUCCAGCAGUCCUACAAGCUCCAACAGAGAGGAGGAAGCUGGCAUCUCGGAGGCCGCCCUGCAUGGGUGUUGCGGCCACCCCCCAUCUGCGCCCGCCCCUGCAGAGCAGGAGCAGCCCCAGGAGCAUCCGGGGGAGGUGGUGACAGCAGCAGGUCCCUCUGCCCGGGGCUGCAGCUGCAGCCCCUCCGCUCCUGGCCGGGGCAGGAACCGCUCAUCCAGGGGACACCGGCGUCCCCCAAAGAGGAGGGCCCCCAGCCCACAGGACUCCCCCCAGCCCUGCAAGAGGCCGCGCCGCCGGCGGCACUAG
Messenger RNA from Grus americana (Whooping crane), 1128 nucleotides. Its product is annotated as E3 ubiquitin-protein ligase Topors-like. The coding region runs from base 1 to 1128 and encodes 375 amino acids. Gene Ontology annotation, molecular function: ubiquitin protein ligase activity. The transcript has a single exon. Gene Ontology annotation, biological process: protein polyubiquitination; protein monoubiquitination. Lineage: Eukaryota; Metazoa; Chordata; Aves; Gruiformes; Gruidae. The record is from RefSeq and is a predicted model, not a curated record.